Setaria italica (foxtail millet) is the source of this 1898-nucleotide messenger RNA. RefSeq lists its product as uncharacterized. The record is from RefSeq and is a predicted model, not a curated record. NCBI's taxonomy places the organism in Eukaryota, Viridiplantae, Streptophyta, Magnoliopsida, Poales, Poaceae. The coding region runs from base 347 to 1369 and encodes 340 amino acids. The transcript is spliced from 4 exons.
UAAAGUGGGAAACCAUCAAGUUCCACAAAUCGCAUCUGCUUCAACUCCACCGCCGCCGCUUCCUUCCUUCCUUCGGUCCCAUCUGCUCCCCCGUCGCCACCUGCGCCGGAGCUGCCCGCGGGCGCGCCGCCGCUAGUCGACGGCACCACCGCCCCCUGUCGUAGCCGGCUCCGCGAAAGCCCGGGCUCUCACCGAAUAAUACCUCCAGUCGUCCGGUGCAAGUGCAACGGCAUCCGCCACCAGGCUGUGGGCUGUGCCCCCCCGGCAUGGCACUCGGAGGGGAGGGGCUCAACAGGUCUAGGUACUGUAUUUGCAGACUCGGCUGAAGAAAUUGGUUGCUGUUAGGAUGAAGACCAAGACAAGUAGGAGCUUACAGAGGUCAGGGAGGGGUAACCAUGUCCAAGGAGAAGGGACAAACUGGGUUCUUGUUGCAGGGGGUAUUUUGCUUAGCACACUUUCAGUCAGGCUUGGUUGCAAAUUAAAGCAGUUGUUCGAUGGGAAGCAGGAAAAUAAUACUUCCAAAGCUAAAAGAAGGCCUGAAGCAUGUGAGCGGCACUCGGACCUCUACCGGUUCAGUGACCAAACUGACUGCUACUACUGUAUUUCAGGGCUUGCAGAUGGUGGAGUGGAAGUCAAGCAAGCACCUGUAAGUCCUGUACCCAAAUCAGUUGAACCCUCACUUCCACUUGUCAAGAUACCUGCCCCAGAACCAAGCAAAGAGAAUAGCGGUGUUAUGUGGAUAUCCUCACCUGAUCGGCUUGAAGAUCCUCGAAGACCAUUUCAUUACUCUAACAGUUCUGGCUCUCCCAGUGUUUCAGAAUCAGGGUCUGAUAUCUAUAGCAAAAGAGAGGUCAUACAGAAGCUGAGACAGCACCUCAAGAAACGUGAUGAGAUGAUCAUGGAGAUGCAAGCCCAGAUUGCUGAUCUUAAGAAUUCUCUGAACAUUCAGGUGACACAGUCCACCAAUCUGCAAUCUCAGCUGGAUGCUGCCAAUCGGGAUCUGUUUGAAUCUGAGCGAGAGAUCCAGCAUCUAAGGAAGAUUAUUGCAGAUCAUUGUGUUGCAGAGGCACUGGCACAUGAAAAACCUUUGCAAGCUGGACAUUGGCAGUCAGAUGCCACAAAUGGGCAUUCUAAUGGCUAUGCUGAUGGUAGUAUUGAUGAUGCUGAUCUGCAUUGUGUUGGCAUGGAGAAGAGGAAGGGAGAGGUAGAGAGGGUGGAGAUGCUCAAGAAAGAGGUUGUUGAACUGAAGGAAGUUAUUGAGGGAAAGGAUUUUGUGCUUCAGAGCUACAAGGAACAGAAGGUGGAACUCUGCUCAAAGAUCAGGGAGCUGCAGGAAAAGCUCUCAGCACAAGUGCCAAACAUCUUGUAGGAUCUAUGCAUGAUGCUGUUUAGAAGAAUGAUGCUGCCAUGUCCCAUGAGUGGAAGGGAGGGUCCCACUUCGAUGAGUAUUUCAGGAGAAGCUCUUGGCCAUCGUCACACAUGCCAAACACCAUGCUAGGAUCUUUGCAGAAUGCUUCUCUUUUUCUUUUUGAGAGGAACUUUGCAUAAUGUUAGGUUGAUUUAUUUCUUUCUUUGCUGUCAUAAUGUUAGGUUUGUUUGCUUUCUUCCUUUUUCAAUAUCUGCCCCUUGGUUGCUCAGAGUUUACAAGGGAUUCUUUUUUUUUUCCUCAGUUGCUAGGCCUAGGGUAACUCAAGUUGCUGUACAGGUUUAUCGGUUUUCCAAGAGACACAAAAGUCUGGAGUGUGCUUCUACCUCCUCUUUUCAUUGCAGUUCAGUUUUGAGUGACGGUCCUUGAAAUGUAUGGUCGAUGACAUUUCUACAAUGAGAUUUGCUAGACCUAUCUGUGACAUUGCUCUUGUCUGUGAUUCAAUCUGAUUAAAAAGAGAAUUCAAUCGAAA